AUGGCCGCUGGCCGCAGCGACUGCUCGCUCAUCAUCCGCUGUCUUAAAGCGUUCGUUUGGCUUCUUUUGCGUCCUAUGUUCUGCUGCCCUUGUCUGCACCCUCUUGCAGCUGCCGCUUUGCUUCGCCGCCGUCUCCUCUUUUCGCCUGCCGGAGACUUAGCUAGUUUCCCCCCGGCUUUGGUCAUGAUGGAGCCGGCCGAUGCUGACAAUGAUGAGCCGCUUCCGGAUAGACUGGAGGCAGCGGUGGGUAGCAUCACAGUCCUCCCACGGCUCACUGGUAUCCCACUUGGUCACGACUGCUCGUGGAAGGGCAGUCAGGUCUCUCGUCUGGCAGCUUUGCAAACUGGUGGCAUUGGGAGGGACAGGUAUGCCUGGGGAGCGUGGUGGGCGGAGGCCAUGUCGGAUCUUGGAGCAGACAUUGCUGCUUUGACAGAAACCCGUAUCGAUGGAGCCUCCGCACACAACGCUGCAAUCAACGGCAUGUGGGAUGCCGGAGCGGAACUCGUCACCACUCUGCCCAGAGCCAGGGACACAGAUGAAGAGCUCCUUUUGGGAAAAAGGGGCACUUUUCUGGAUCGUCACUCGGCAGCGGCGGAAGACAUCCUGCUUAAACUGGACAAGCUCCUACAAGGAUUCUCAGCGCGGCGUUUCAGUUGGGAUGAGCUAAUAUUGGGAGCCCAAGUAUAUGCAGCAGGGUACCUCAACUACGCUCCUUUGGUGGGGAUGCCCCAUCCGCAAGCUCUACACAGACACGAUUCUGCGGUUCAACAACAUCUCCUUCGUGCGCUUCAUGUACGUUCAUCGGCGGAGCGUGUGGGGCUCUUGGCAGCGCGGUCCGUUGGGGGCCUGCAGUUGUUCUCGGCGGUGGAGGGAUCAUUGGCAUCGGUGGCGGCAGAAGUUAUGCGAUUGCUGUCCUCUCUGUCCCCGGCUGGACAAUUAGCUAGGGACGCUUUAAAAGAGGCGAUGUCCAUGGCGCCGGAGGCGGCAGAGCAAUGCGACUACAUGAUUGUACGUGCACUGCGACAUCUAGCUGGCUACGGUAUCUUUGUCAACUCGAGUAUGGAUCGCACUGUUUGCAGAAUUCUUGACCAUCUAGCAGAUUUGCAGGAGCACCGACCUCCUGGCCUCAUCGGACCUUUCGAACAACGCAAGCAUACCAACAUGUUGCCCUAUUGCAGAGUGGGUCGCCUUGCUAACGCUGUCCGUUCCUGUCUGCUCCAUUUCCGCAACAAUGGGAUUGCGGACACUGAAUGGGGAGACCCUGCACAUUGGUUUCACCUGCCGGCGAAUUGUCCGGCCUCACCGCAGCAAUGUGCUGCUGCUACUACUGCGAGCCUGGCACGUUCCUGUGCCGACUGGGCCCUUGAGUGUGAGCUCUUCGGGGUGCAUCAUUUGCCGAUUGCUGAAGACUGGUCUGCGGCAGCCUGGGAGCAUCCACAAGACCCCAGUAAUGACCUGCGAAGCCAACACCUGGAUAGCAAACAGCAGAUUCUACCCAACGUCGAUAUUGGCCUUUUUGCGGACGGCGGGGCCAACGGAGAAGCCACCGUGGCUGCAUGCCAGGCGAGAGCCUUCGCGGGUCCUCAUUACUGGAACACGGCUUCGGCAGCAGGCCCACAACUGGCAGUGCGACUCCCUGCUAGGUACGGUUGGGAGCACACCACGGUCCACACUGCUGAGCUAUUGGCCAUGCUUGCUGCUCUCCGUUGGCGUCGUCCUGGUGCUUGGAACCUCCUAGUACUGGAUAGAGCCUCACUGUUCCCCUUAUUGCAGCAAAAUGCCCACAAACAGAACAGAAUCCUUUCCUCCCCAUGCCUUCAUUUGGUAUCCCGGGUACACACGGUCACCGGGGAACUUUCAAGUGCCUGGCGGGAUCAUGCCCCUACGCCGCUCUGGAGAGCGCAUCAGCUCACUGCUCCCGAGACCUGGCACGUUCAGGGCAAUGUACAAGGCCGUUCGGCGUCGCUUUGCAGUAUCCCUUUUCUCGAUUUUGGCCUCGUUGGUGUUCAUGUUCGCAGUCAUCAAGCCAAUACCACUGCCCCGGCGCCCGUCAUCGUGGAGGGCAAUGAGAGACAAGACGAAGGUUGUCGUCACGCCUACCGUCUGCCGCAGCCGCCGGAUGUUUGGUGGCCCUCCAGUGGCUUAGCAUUCCAACUCUCAUACAAGGGGCGAGCGGUCACGGACACUUGCCGCAACUUCACUCGCAAACUCCUCCGCCAAGAGGCAAAGGACAAAUGGAAACUUCGCCCUGUACAGGGUAAGAUUGCUUCAGUUUCCGGUGCCUUUCUGCCAGGACUGGACUUGCGGUUGUAUGUUUCCUUUACAGUGCCCAACCACUGGGCACGUUGGCUCCUACCCAGCGAUCGCCGCACUGUGGAUCUUUCCGCUUUCGCCUACAGAUGCUUGCGUGCCAUUGGCGGUGGCUGGACAGAAAGACUGCACUCCGAUACGAGGUUGCAGAAGCUAGCUCUUUGCUGGGCCGACUUUGCCAACACCUCUGCCAGAACGUGCCCGCUAUGCCUACAGCUCGCUGGAACACCUCGCCACGUGGUUAUGUCAUGCCCUGCCAUGCGCCCUAUGGUCCACCACUUCCUGGACGAUGUCGAAGCUGAGCUUGUUCGCUUCGGUAGUGCUGCACAGCACUCCCUUGAAGCCGCUAGACGCCUGCCUGCCUCCCCCAAGUCCCCCACCCCGGAAGACGCCACGCGCUGGCCCAUCCUGACUGCUUGGAGGUGGCUAGUGCCCAUGCGAACCGAAAUCGCGGAUUUUGCCGCGGAUGCAGCCGGGAGUAGUGCAGUACCCACUCGGAUGGAAUCUGGUACUGAUCUGGCCUAUCGUGGAGUCCUUCCAGCUGCAUUGGGACGCUUCAUCACACGUACAGCCACUGCAGCUUCCAAUGACGAGCCUGACGAUCCGGACCCCCUGGCUGAUGAGUCCUUUAGUUCCUCCCGAGACAUGCAUGGCGCUUCGGAGGAUGUAGCGCGCAGCCUCAGCAAGCUUACAUCCGUCGCUGGGGCGGGGGUUAGCGUCCUUCGCUUGCUAUUUCUACGUGCUGAAUACCUCAAGCGCAUCGCUGCCUGGGCGGAUUGGGGGUACUCAGAGAGCUGCGCUGGCUUGCCCCUCCAGUGGAAGUCGCCCUUGCCAGACUUCGUGGAGCCUGUCGUAUACCAGGGUAUCGGCCUUCUGAUGCUAGGCUUCGCAACAUGUUGCUUGCUGCUGGUGUUCCCUCCACUCAGCGGGACAAGCUUUCCUGGAUGGUCGAUGGUCUGCCUUGGGAAUUGGCACGGGUGCAGCUUUCACAGGUUUGUCAAUGCCCGCGCUUACUGCCUGCCCCUCUCAUCUCGUGCUGCAUCACCUGUCGUGGAGCCCAGAUGCAACCUGCAGUUCCAGCUCGCAUGUGCCCGUGGUGUCGCCAGGACUCGGCAGUACAUUGCCAAGCGUGCCCCGGUGAUACUGUGCCCAGACUGUCACUGGGCCUGGAUGCGGGCGCGGGCGGCACUUCCUUGGCGACAAGCGGGGCUAGAGACGCCCUCUGCCUUAACCGCAUUGGUGGUUGACCUCCGCGGUCGCUGCUCCCCAGGAGCUGGUUUGCACAGCAGCAAGGUGGCAUCCACUUUUCGGCAACGCCUCCGGCGUCACCUUCGCAGGUGGCUCUCGCCAGAAUGGAAAUCCCUGGAAGAAGCGUUGCGCAGCUUCCGCGUCCUCUGUCAGCCCGUUGUGCUUGACGACGCGAGCCUGCGUGCGGAACUGACGGUGGCGGCGGAUGCCUUGGUUCGCUCCGGCAGUGCGCUCAAACAGCAGGGAGCGGUGAUGCCGUUUGCGUUAGGCCAGAUCUUCGGAUCUAGGUCGUCCUUCCACUCCACUCCACUUCAGCCUUCAGACCUUGUUGCCGAGCCACCGGCAAAACGCGCACGACAGAUGCCUGAGAGUGGGGAGUGUUUCAGGGUUGCUAUUUCUUCAAGGGCCUACGACAGUUAUGAGGAAAAGGAAGAGGCUCAAUGGCGACGUGCUCUUGAGAAGUGGCUGGUUAUACUUACUGAGUGCCCUGGUUCGUCAUAUAUCGGAGAAACAGUUGCCAUCCAAAAGACUGAUGACGCAAUUGAAACUUUGCGUGAACUCUUUGGGCGAAAGAGUGGCAGUACAGUCAUGAAAAGGGGAUCGGCCCUCAUGGGAUACCUCUCAUGGGGGCGAAAGGAAUGCAGGGGCGGUGACCUGCUCCCUUUCAAGUCCUCGCAUCUGGAUGGAUACUUGAAGCACCUGAAGAGCGAGAAGAGGCCUGCCGGGGCCUUCACCAGUUUCCAGGAGUGCGUGAAUUUCGCCAUACAUGUUGUCGGCAUUGCUGUCGACGAGUCAGUCAUAGGACCGAAGCAAAGCACUGUGUGGAGCCAUUGGAGUAAAGGCGUCAUAGGUCAGGCACAGCUGACCAAGGCAGAGCGGAAGCAGGCCACAGUUCUGCUUGUGGCAUACGUUGCAGCCCUGGAACGUUUGCUUGAAGAUGAAUCUGUUAACAGCUUUGAUCGUUACGCCUGCGGUGCCAUCUUGUUUGGGAUCUUCUCUCGGAGCCGAGUGUCGGAUUUGAGAAAAACAUUCAGUUGGUUUCUUGACUUCAGUGAACUUGCAAGUGGAGGCGAAGGGUUCAUCGAGUGCAAGACGCGAGACCAUAAGACUGCCAAUGCUGUGGCGCAUACAGGUUUCAGCAUGCCUUUGGUUGCACCUGCGCGAGGAGUUACAUCUUCAGCAUGGGCUGUGACGUGGGCCAAGGUUGCAGAGGAUGUCGGUUUGGGUUUUAGUUCCACCCGAGUAGGACCCGUGCUUCCUGCACCUGAUCAAAAGGGGGGCUGGACUCGACGAUGUGUCGAUUCGGGAGAGGUCACCAAGUGGAUGCGUGCGUUACUUGACAAGGCCGGCUGUGAUGUGCCUGAGUCGUCGACUUCGCAUGCCAUCAAAGGGACUUCUUUAAGCUGGUGCUCUAAGUUUGGAAUGGAUAGGCAUACCCGCCUGCGCUUAGGACAUCAUAGCUCAGGCGACGGAUCCUUAGAUUCUUACGGGCGCGACAACCUUGCGCCAGCCCUCUUGAAAUACACAGAAAUGUUGGGAAGCAUCAGGCGAGGUGUGUUCAUGCCUGACUUGAGCAGAUCGGGACGGUUUGCUGAUCGUCCGAUUGUGAAAGUCGAAGUAUCAGAGGAUGAGGCUGCAUCACCGAGUUUGCCUGCGUUUGGGGCUUCUGAUGAGGAGGGAUCGUUAGGCAGGACCACUGAGUCGUUCGAGAAGGUCGAUGCUGUUGCCACUCCUUUAUUGGGGUCUGAAGCUUGCGGAGAACAGGUUUGCGAGAGUGAAUCGAGCGACAGCUCGAGCGAGUCGGAGCCUGAGUCCGGUGACGAAUGGGUCAAGGGCGAAGACUUCCGACAUCCAGCGAGCAAGCCUAGGAUCAUGGGCUCGCUAACGGAAUCCACGGCGGCUUUCGCGUCAAGGGCGAAAGAGAUUGGCUUGACCCAAGCCAAUGUGGCCACGAUGACGGGGACCGGAGUGGAUACGCUCUCCAAAUUAGCUUUUGCAACAGUACCGCCGGGCCAGUCUCCGAGCGAUGAUCAGGUACAGCGGCUCUUCGGGGCUGUGCCCAUCACGGCAGGGACGAUGGCUGCAGCAAAGCGUCUUAUCUUUGAGGCCCAUACCCUCGUAGUCCAAGAGUUAAAAACUCGAGUUCAGAGGGGGGACUCUGGAGCACCUUCGACGCUCGCCACAGCCGAGAGGGAAGAGCGCAUCACAGAGCAGCGUGCAAGGAUCACGGGCCUUUUGCAUCGCGGAGUAGAAGAGCCUAGCCAUGCCUCUUUUGACUUGGUGUACGCCAUGCUGUCCUCAGAUUCCUUGACUUACUUGGGGCCAGACAGGUUCCCGACCAGACAGUCUGAACUUCAGGGCAAGAAGCCAGGGAAGGAGCUUACCAUAGACGGGAACAGCGUGACGGUGAGGGACAAGGUGCCUCAUCAAACCUGCACAACAGGGACUGAACUUGAGCUUACGCAGGCUCUGAGGCGGCGAGCCUUAGCAUUUGAUCUAGUCAAGUGCGCCAGUUAUGACACCAUGAAUCGGUAUCACUCGUCCUUGAUCCAUCGGUUGCAGGAGUUGCCACCUCCUACUUACGUGAAGAUUUCAGUGGCACAGGUGCUCAGGGCAGACAGGGCAGCUUUCACACGCAUUGCUGAAAGCCUUCCCUCGAUCAAGCGGCAGCCCGAUGGGACUUUGCCUUUGGAUCGAGCCCUUGAGAACGUUCUUCAGGAUCCCAGCAUCAGCUUCCACUUGUUGCCUUUGAAGGGUGGAGAAAUCGAUGAUAACAAGCGGAAAUGGACAGAUGAUGCCAAAAAGACUGAUGAGCCGACCAAGUGGAAAAAGAAUGGCAAAGGCAAAGGCAAGGGCAAAGGCAAGGAUCAGCCGGGAGUUAAAGGGGCCAAAUUCAUCAAAAUGCCGAAGCAGCUCGUCGGGAAAGCCAGCGAGACCAACGAAGGAAAGAGGCUGUGCUGGGCAUACAACAUUGAUGGGUGUCCCAAUGCUGCUGACGGUGAGGAGUUCGCCUCGACUGCACCGGAGCCUGAGUCUUAUCUUCAAAAAGUGAUGGCUAGGGUUAAAGGGGUCUCCUUGGAUGAAUGUCUCGUCUUAGAGGUCUCGCCGGGGUCGGGGCGGUUGACUGCAUGCCUCAAGCAGCGACAGCUUGAUAACAGUUUUUCCGUUGACAGAACAGCCGGCAAGUGCUGUGCACCGCGAAUUGUUGUUGACUUGUGUACAGAGUCGGGUCGCAAGCAGUUCCAGGAGAUUUUGACCGAAGAAAAUUUGAUGUAUGUUCAUUUUUAUCCGCCCUCUAAUACUACAAGCCGUGCCAGGUUGCGUCAAUUUGCAGGAGCCCCUGCAAUCCUGCGGAACGAAGCCCAUCCUGAUGGAGUUCCAGGGUUAGGGCUAACCGAUCGUACUAAAGUGAGUGAUGCCAAUGCUUACCUGCGUGCUGUGGCUGCAGCUUGCAAAACAUGUCACGAGCGCGGAGUGCUAUCUAGCGUCAGCAAUCCAGAGUCAAGUUUCGUGUGGGCUACCAAGCCUUUGCGACUUUUGCUUCAGGAAGUUCCUCUCUUCACAACGCACUUUCACCUUUGCAGCUUCGAUUCGCCAUUCAAGAAGGCUAUGCGAAUGCUGCACUCUCUACCAAAAUUCUUGGAGUUGCAUCGUCCAUGUGCCGGUGGACAUGUACAUAAGUUUUGGUCUAAGGGUGUGGGCUGUAAGUUCGACCGUGAUUUGGAUUUUCCUUGGGGUUUGUGCAAAGCUAUGUCACAGCUUCUGCAAGAUCAACUGCUUGACAUGGGGGCCAAGCCUCUGCCUACUGACUUGAGUCAGACAACAGCCACAGUUGCAGCGGCCAGAGCUGUGGCUGGAUGGCAAAGCAACAAGCGUGUCCUUCCUCUGGUUCCGGAGUUCAAGCAUGUUGUAAACGUCAGUGGCAGCUUCCCUGCUGCGUCUAUGCAUGGUCUUCAAGUAGGCUGCAAACUCCCUGCACCGUGGGAGGUACCUGCAUCUGCAAACGUUGACCCGUGCUUCGUGUCAUCUGUGCCACAAGGUUCCAAGGUCCUUCGCAUCCUCACGGUGCCGGGGGAAAGUUCAGAGGAUGCUUCAGACGACUUGAGUGCAGGCCAGGCUGACGGGCAAGACGACUCGCCGCCAGCCAGUCUUCUUCACCGUACAUGUUCGAACCUGCAUUCUCCGCCUGAGGAUGCUCACCCUGCUGAAAAGCUUGCCUGCAUCAUGUUACAGUGGAACACUCGCUUCAGCCAAGAGGAGAUGCAAACUCUCUUGGACAUGUUGCCGCAAAAACAUCAGACCAGAGCCAGGGGGAGCUGUGAUGACCAGUCCAAUCAGUUUCUGUGCGGAGCCUAUGCUCAUGGGCCCAUGACGGGCUGCAAAAACUUGACGCGGGAUAUGCCUUGGUGCACUGCCGUGCUUUGCAAGCAUGUUCGCGAUAAUGCUCCGGGUUUUUGCUUCUCUGCCGUGGGCUACCUGUGCAAUGUGCGAGCAGAAGCCCAUCGAGAUUUGCACAAUGAGCCAGGAACAAAAAACCUGGUCAUGGCAAUGCACGCUUGUGCUGGCGGUGGACUGUGGCUCGAGGAGGCAGGUGGACCUAUUGCAAUGGUCGUCGAGAAAACCCAACGUGCUGGGAGGUUUCACGACUUGGCAGUUGGGAGACCCUUUAUCUUUGAACCGAAGCGUUGGCAUGCUACUCAACCGUGGCGAGGUGACAGAGGAGUAAUCGUUGCAUACACCCCAGUGGGAGUGACCAAACUUGCGACUGCCGACAAAGGGUUCUUAGAAAAAUUGGGUUUCCCCUUAGGCCCUUCUUCUGGUUCUAGCGAUGUGCCUCCCAGGGUCGCAAAAGUACAAAAAGGAAGUAUCACUUUCGGUGUGUACCAUGAACCGGAGGAGUUCGUGGCGAGGGCGUUGAGCGUGCAACAUCCGUGUCACUUGGAAAGCCUUUUGCCAUCGGAGCUUGUCGAGGCCAUACGGGCAAAUCAUUCCAAAGAUGUCGCUACGCUUGGGCGCGAGCGAACUGAGAUGCUCAAGAAAUGGCUUGCUCGCGCUGAGGAGCUGGAAACUGCCGAAAGUCAGUUCAAGGGAUCCUUCAGCUCCCAUCGACGUCAAGUGUUGUGCAACAAGCGGCUGCUCUUGAUGAAGGAAAUGCUUGACAGUGUGGGACACGAGGACGAGGACUUGAUCUCUGAUCUGUCAAACGGUUUUGACUUAACCGGACCCUUGCCCCGAUCUAAUGCCUUCAAGAAUAAGUACCGCCCGGCAGCCAUGGCCGAGGAAACGCUUAGGAAAAGUGCGGGUUUAGUUAGGGGUCAGGUUUUGGCUUCGGUUAAAAGUUCUGGGGACGAGAUCGUGGAUCAAGGCGUGCUGGCAGCCACGGAGAAGGAGUUGGCCAAAGGCUUCAUUGAGGGGCCGGUGAGUGCUAGCGACAUCCCUAGUGAUGGGACGGUCACGCAUCGCUUUGGAGUGAUUCAAGGAGAGACCGAGGAAGGUCCCAAAGUUAGACCAAUCGAUAAUUACUUGAGUUCGCUUGUAAAUUCGGUUGUAUCCCAAAGUGAACAAGUGCCCGUUCACACGUUGGACGUAGUUGCUGGCAUGUUGGCGAUGUGGUUGCACUUGUCUCCUUUGAAGUCCUUGCGUGCGGGACUGGUGUGCAAAUGUUGGGACCUCAGUGCCGCGUACAAGCAACUGCCGCUCAGUGACAAAAGUUUCGAAAAGGAUAGCUUUUUCGUAAUCUUCUGCCCCCGCACACGCAAGCACGUCAUCUACAAGCAGCGGGUCAUGCCCUUCGGGGCAAAAGCCUCAGUGACUGCCUUUAUCCGUUGUGCAUUCGGGAUUUGGCGGUUGGGGGUAAAAAUUUUUGCCUUGGUCUGGAGUUUUUAUUUUGACGAUUUCCUAUCGGCCUGCAAGCCUGAGGAGCGCCGACAUGUGGAAGUCGUUAUCAGCACUUUGUUUCGGCUACUAGGUUGGGAUCUUUCACUAGAUAAACUUUUGCCUUACGACGUGUGCUGUAAAGUUCUUGGAAUCAAGAUUGACAUGGCUGAAGCUCGCCUGGGGCUCUUCAAGCUGGCGAACACCGAAAAGCGUGUGCUGGAGUUGACUGCUGCCUUGGACGAGGUAUUGUUGGCUGGCAGGUUGUCGCAUUCUGACUGCGAGAGACUUCGAGGUAGGCUGCAGUUUGCUUCUGGCCAGUUGUUCGGUCGAAGAGCGAAGGUUGCUCUGCAUCAGCUUAGCCGGCAUCAUGGAGGUCGGUUCUGCGAGGUCACUUCCGAGGCGUGUCGCUUCUUGAGGCGUUUGGUUUCGUCAAACCAAAGCCGCUUGACUAGUCGGCAACUGGGCAAUGUCGUGCAUGUGUAUGUGGAUGCAUCCUUCAGCGAUGAGGGCAAGCUUUGUGGCAUCGGGGGCAUGGCAUAUGACCAUAAAGGCUCCUUGCUCCAAUGGUUCGGUGAAAACCUUGAUGCUUCGCUUGUUUCUCAAGUCAUGACGUCCUUUGAGCGUGUCAAAGAGACUGUCAUCUUUGAGCUGGAGGCUUUGGCGGUAUAUGUUGCGCUGAAGUUCUUCUUCAAAGCUCUUAAGGGCAAGAAUGUGGUUGUGUUCACUGACAACGAAGGUGUUCACGGCGCCUUCGUGAAGUGCUGGACAGUGAGUCAGUUUGCAUCGCAUGUCAUCGAUGCGGUAUGUGAGAUUGAGGAAAACCUUGGCUUUAUGAUUUGGUACGACCGAGUUCCCUCUGUAAGUAAUCCUUCGGAUCCGCUUUCGAGAGGAGUGUGGAACCUGCCGACACCCGUGCGUGUUAGGCCUGCGGCAAAGUUCUUUGAAAGCUUUCUUGAGGAGUCGAAGUCACGACUGAAGUGA
This is a messenger RNA of Symbiodinium sp. CCMP2592, 10416 nucleotides long. NCBI's taxonomy places the organism in Eukaryota, Dinophyceae, Suessiales, Symbiodiniaceae. The record is from the annotation of a GenBank genome assembly.